Messenger RNA from Dujonia railenensis, 3603 nucleotides. Lineage: Eukaryota; Fungi; Ascomycota; Pichiomycetes; Serinales; Debaryomycetaceae. The record is from the annotation of a GenBank genome assembly.
AUGGAGGAUUCACUCUUUCUAUAUCAGUUGACUCUUCGUCGACCUUCACAUACAUCCAAUGUUGUUGUUGGUCAAUUCACGCCUAAUAAAAAGGUUCAAGAGUUGAUCUUUGCGAACGGAACCAACAUCGAGAUGUAUAGACCCAACCAGAGCUCAGGCAAACUACAUAAAAUAUGCCAACAAGAUACUUGGGGUGAAGUACAAGGAUUGGAUAUAUAUAGAUUAUCUGGUUCCUCCGAGGAUUUACUUGUAGUCACUUCAGACAGCGGGAAGCUUACAUUCUUAAAGUUCGAUAUUGUGCAUAGUCUAUUUUAUCCUGUGUUAUCGGAACCUCAUUCUAAGACUGGAUUUAGGAGAACAACACCGGGUGACUAUCUUGCUAUAGAUCCUCAAAACCGGGCAAUUAUGAUCUCUGCCAUUGAAAGAAAUAAAUUAGUUUAUAAAGUAUCUUCGUCAGACCAGAGCCUGCUUAUACAAGUGAGUGCUCCAUUGGAAGCAAAUUCCAGAAAGCAUAUUACAUUUGGUUUAAUUGCUUUGGAUACAGGGUUCGAGAACCCUAUUUUUGCAUCUAUUGAAUGUAAUUAUGGGAUAUAUGAAAAUAGUAGUAAAGACGUAGAUGCAGAAUUGUUACUAGUAUACUACGAAUUUGACCAAGCGUUGAACCACAUAGUCAGAAGGAAAUCGAAAGUGUCGAUUCCCGGAACUUCCAGUAAGCUCAUUGCUGUUCCAAAUUCUGCUGGAGGUGGGGUAAUGAUAUGCUCUGAAUCCAUGCUAACCUAUGAAGCUAAAGAUGGUGAUAGGAAGUAUAUUCAGAUUCCAAGAAGAAAUGGCGAAUCAACUAGUGCUCAAAUACUUUCAUUCGUAGUUCAUAAAAUGAAGAAGAAGAAGUUUUUCAUUUUACUUCAGUCUAACUUAGGUGACCUUUUUAAAUUGACUUUUCAAUACAACGAAGAAGAGGAAUCUAUGGAAUCAAUAAAUCUAACAUACUUUGACACCAUUCCAGUUUGUCACUCACUUAGUAUCUUGAAAGCAGGAUUUCUUUUGGCAAAUGUUGCUAAUCUGAACAAAUUGUAUUAUCAGUUUGAAAACUUAGGAGAAGAUGUCGAUGAUAGCACAUCGAGGGAAACAGACGAGAUAAGUGAAGUAAUUUCACGUUACGAGGUAAGGAAAGAUGAAAAUCUUGCAAAUCUAUCCUUGGUGGACUCAAUAGAGACGCUUAAUCCAAUUAUUGGCUCUACUCUAAUUGACUCUACGAAGCAGAUUGUAACAUUGUCUUCAAAUUCGUACCUAAAGACUUUGACACAUGGGCUACCUACUUCUAUAGUCGUAUCGUCUCCUUUGCCCAUGCACCCUACAUCUAUUUAUACGUCCAAAUUAGAAUCGGACUCAAAGAACGACGACUACUUGGUCUUAUCUUCAACCUUAUCUUCUACAACUUUGGUGCUAUCUAUUGGGGAAGUUGUUGAGGAAGUUUCUGACUCACAUUUCAUUGCAAAUCAACCUACAAUCUCAGUACAACAGAUUGGGAAAAGCUCUAUUAUUCAGAUAUACCCUAACGGUAUUAGACAUGUCAAUUCGAAAUCAAAAGAAACUACGGACUGGUAUCCUCCGGCUGGUAUAUCAAUUACCCUGGCAAGUUCUAAUAACGAACAAGUUAUAGUAGCGUUACUGAAUAGAGAAAUUUGCUAUUUUGAGGUAGAUCCAACCGAUAAUCAAUUAAUAGAAUAUCAAGAUAGAUUAGAAAUGUCGGGUGGAAUCAUUACGUCAGUAGCGUUACUGGCAAAUAAGCAGCUUGAUAGCGUUAAAUGUUCAUUCGCAGUUGUUGGAUGUGCUGAUUCAACAAUAUCAGUUAUCUCUUUGCAGCCUCACAAUUGUUUGGAAAUCAUUACGCUCCAAGCCCUUUCGUCGAAUUGUACAUCUAUGAUAAUACUAAGUGGCAGUGAAUUACAUAUCGGGAUGGAGAACGGAUUAUAUGCCAGAUCACGUAUUGAUUCUAGGACAGGAAAUCUUUCUGAUACAAGGACGAGGUACUUGGGAAAUAAGCCUGUGGAAUUAUCAACUAUCAAAUUACUGGAUGCUGGUAAUGGUUCUGGAGAUGAGGAACUGAUUACCGGUGUACUUGCAAUUUCAUCAAAGUCUUGGAUUGGCUACAAUUAUCAUAAUAAUUUUAAAUUAACGCCAUUACUUAAUGUAAAUAUUAAUUCAGGAGCCUCGUUCUUUUCGGAAGAUAUUGGGGGUGAUGCUAUCGUUGCUAUUAAUAAACAAGACGAGCUAGUCAUUUUUACCUUGGGAGAUGGUGAAUCGAACGUUUCUAUGGAUGAAGACUUCUCCAUAUCGUCAAUGAAGUUACGAUACACUCCAAAGAGAAUGGUGAGAGAAGAGGAAGCUGGUUCAGAUCAAAUAUUGUACGUUAUUGGUUCCCAACUUGGAGUUGAAUCCAACAUUCCUGCCACUCGGUUGGAAGUAGGAAAGACGAUUGAAAGUGAAAUUGAAGUUGAAGAUAUAGAUCCAACUCCAACUCCUGGUUGCUGGAGUUCUUGCCUUCAAAUCGUAGAUGUUUUUGAACAGAAAGUUAUUCAAUCCAUCGAAUUUUCAACUAACGAACGUGCCCUAGCAGUGGCAAUAGUCAUGUUUUCCGACAGUAACAAGUCUCUCGUCAUUGGAACAAGCGCUGAAGGAAAGUAUUACUUGUACGUUUUCAAACUUGCUAAAAGUCUCCAUUUCCUUCAUAAGACUGAAGUGGACUUUCCUCCAAAUGUACUUUUGGGCUUCCAAGGGAAGUUGCUUGUUGGUAUGUCGAAUUAUCUUAGACUCUACGACCUUGGUCAAAGGCAAUUGUUGAGGAAAGCAUCUACAUUAAUUGAUCAAAUGAAAAAUAUUGUAUCAAUUAGCCUUCAAGGUAAAGAUGGUAGGUUGGUAGUUGGAGAUAUUGCAUCCUCUGUUUCAUUUGUUAAGUUUGAUGUCUUGGAGAACAAAUUCUUUCCAUUUGCCGACGAUAUUUUGAGAAGACAGAUUACGACCAUUUCGAAAUUAGACUACAAUACAGUAGUGGGAGGAGAUAAGCUCGGUAAUGUAUUUGUAUCAAGAGUCACCUCAUCCUUGUCGAAGAGAGUUGAUGAAGAUUGGAGUGUAAUGAAAUACCAGCCAUCAUAUUUAAAUGGAUCAGCUUCAAGAUUCCAAAAUAUUUGUGAAUACCACCUUGGAGAUAUUCCUACAUCAUUUGUCAAUGGGUGCUUAAAUAUAGGAGGAGUUGACUCAAUAAUAUAUACAGGGUUACAAGGGUCAUUAGGAUUACUUUUACCAUUUGCUACCAAGCAAGAGAUUGACUUUUUCACCAAAUUACAAUUUGAGUUGAGAGAAUUCUUUGACUAUAACUUUGAUGAAAUAAAUAUUAAAGGAGGAGAUUCAAACAUUUUGAGUAGAGAUCACAAAAAGUUUAGAAGCUAUUAUAAUCCUGCUCGUAAUGUAGUUGAUGGUGACCUUAUUGAAAGAUUUGUUGGAAUUCCUCAAGCAAUAAAGGUAAAAAUCAGUAACAAGUUAGAUGGAUCUCCACAGGAAGUGGAGAGAAAGAUUGCAGAGCUUCGUAAUAGAUCUGCAUUUUAA